Molecule: messenger RNA, 186 nt
Organism: Drosophila pseudoobscura
Lineage: Eukaryota; Metazoa; Arthropoda; Insecta; Diptera; Drosophilidae
Exons: 3
Coding region: 1-186 (61 amino acids)
Source: RefSeq, a predicted model, not a curated record
AUGUGCGGUUUUGGUUUCGUGGCUUACGGUUUUGAUUGCUGCCAUCGCUCAAUUGAUUUUUCACUAAACCCCGAAACCGAAAUAAAAGUGAAAUGCAAAGUAUUAAAGGGGGAAGAACUUAAACGCCAAAAUAAACAAUUUGUCAUGCGUGUGCCAGUGUGCCAGUUGGAGUGGACACUGGACUAG